AUGGCUGAGCCUGGGCGCAGCCGCUGUCCCUCCGCCAGAGGCAGAGGGAAGAUUGAGAGGCGCACACUCGGGCUUGUGCGGCUGCUGCUGUGGGCUGGGAUCGCCUUCCAUGUGGCCCAGGGAACCGAACCGGAGCUUCAUGCCUGCAAAGAGUCUGAGUACCACUAUGAGUACACCGCGUGUGACAGCACGGGUUCCAGGUGGAGAGUCGCCGUGCCACAUACUCCCGGCCUAUGCACCAGCCUCCCUGAUCCCGUCAGGGGCACUGAGUGCUCCUUCUCCUGCAAUGCCGGGGAGUUUCUGGAUAUGAAGGAGCAGUCCUGCAAGCCAUGUGCUGAAGGCCGCUACUCCCUGGGUACGGGCAUCCGGUUCGAUGAGUGGGAUGAGCUGCCCCAUGGCUUUGCCAGCCUCUCUGCCAACAUGGAGAUUGAUGACGGCACUAAUGAAUCCACGGAGAACUGCACCUUGUCCAAGUGGACCCCCAGGGGUGACUACAUCGCCUCCAACACAGAUGAGUGCACAGCCACGCUCAUGUAUGCAGUCAACCUGAAGCAGUCCGGCACAGUCAAUUUCGAAUACUACUACCCGGAUUCCAGCAUCAUCUUCGAGUUUUUCGUUCAGAAUGACCAGUGCCAACCCAAUGCCGAUGACUCCCGGUGGAUGAAAACCACUGAAAAAGGAUGGGAAUUCCACAGCGUGGACCUAAAUCGGGGCAAUAACGUCCUCUAUUGGAGAACCACCGCCUUCUCCGUGUGGUCGAAGGUCUCCAAGCCUGUGCUGGUGAGAAACAUCGCCAUCACAGGGGUGGCCUACACAUCCGAGUGCUUCCCCUGCAAGCCCGGCACCUACGCAGACAAGCAGGGCUCCUCGUUCUGCAAGCUUUGCCCAGCCAACUCGUACUCCAAUAAAGGGGAAACUUCCUGCCACCCUUGUGACCCCGACAAAUAUGCAGAGAAGGGCUCUUCCUCCUGCAAGGUGCGCCCAGCCUGCACAGACAAAGAUUAUUUCUACACACACACGGCCUGUGACGCCAAUGGAGAGACACAGCUCAUGUACAAAUGGGCCAAGCCGAAAAUCUGCAGCGAAGACCUGGAAGGGGCAGCAAAGCUGCCUGCAUCUGGUGUGAAGACCCGCUGCCCACCCUGUAACCCAGGCUUCUUCAAAACCGAAAACAGCACCUGCGAGCCCUGCCCGUAUGGCUCCUUCUCCAAUGGCUCCGUUUGUACCCACUGCCCAGCAGGAACGGAGCCAGCUGUAGGGUUUGAAUACAAAUGGUGGAAUAUGCUGCCCACAAACAUGGAAACGACAGUUCUCAGCGGGAUCAACUUCGAGUACAAAGGCUUGACAGGCUGGGAGGUGGCUGGCGAUCACAUUUACACUGCUGUUGGAGCUUCGGACAAUGACUUCAUGAUUCUCACUCUGGUUGUGCCAGGAUUCAGGCCUCCGCAGUCGGUGAUGGCAGACACAGAGAAUAAAGAGGUGGCCAGGAUCACAUUUGUCUUUGAAACCAUCUGUACUGUGAACUGUGAACUCUACUUCAUGGUGGGCAUGAAUUCCAGAACCAACACUCCCGUGGAAACAUGGAAAGGCUCCAAAGGCAAGCAGUCCUACACCUACACCAUUGAGAAGAACGCCAGCAUGAGCUUCACCUGGGCCUUCCAGAGGACCACACUGCAUGAGACGGGCAGGAUGUACACCAACGAUGUUGCCAAGAUCUACUCCAUCAACAUCACCAAUGUUAUGGAUGGGGUGGCCUCCUACUGCCGUCCCUGUGCCCUGGAGGCCUCUGACAUGGGCUCCUCCUGUACUUCUUGUCCUGCUGGUCACUACAUCGACCGAGAUACGGGAACGUGCCACCUGUGCCCCACUAACACAAUCCUGAAAGCCCACCAGCCAUAUGGUGCCCAGGCCUGUGUGCCCUGUGGCCCAGGGACCCAGAGCAACAAGAUCCAGUCACUGUGCUACAAUGACUGCACCUUCUCCCGCCACACUCCAUCCAGGAAUUUGGAGUACAACUUCUCGGCUUUGGCAGACAUCAAAACCCUGGCGGGAGGGCCAAGCUUCACAUCCAAGGGACUGAAGUAUUUCCAUCACUUCACUGUCAGUCUGUGUGGAAACGAGGGUAAGAAGAUGUCAGUGUGCUCAGACAAUGUCACCGACCUCCGGAUUCCCGAUGGCGAAUCAGGAUUCUCCAAGUCCAUCUCAGCCUAUAUCUGCCAGGCAGUCAUCAUUCCCCCGGAGGUAACAGGCUACAAGGCUGGGGUGUCCUCACAGCCUGUUAGCCUGGCUGAUCGACUUAUUGGCGUAUCAACAGAUUUGACUUUGGAUGGGAUCACUUCUCCUGCUGAGCUCUUCCACCCAGAGACCACAGGGAUACCAGAUGUGAUCUUCUUUUAUAGAUCUAAUGAUGUGACCCAGUCCUGCAGUUCUGGAAGAGCAACCACCAUUCGCGUCAGGUGCAACCCACUGAAGCCUAACCCAGGAGUUCUGUCGCUGCCCAACAUGUGCUCCGAGGGGACCUGUGAUGGCUGCAACUUCCACUUCCUGUGGGAAAGCGUGGCUGCUUGCCCGCUCUGUUCAGAUGCUGACUACCACGCUUUUGUCAGCAGCUGCGUGGCUGGGAUCCAGAAAACUACUUAUGUGUGGCGCGAGCCAAGGAUCUGCUCGGGUGGCAUCUCCCUGCCCGAGCAGAAGGUCACCAUCUGCAAGACCAUCGACUUCUGGCUCAAAGUGGGCAUCUCUGCUGGCACCUGUACUGCUGUCCUGCUCACCGUCUUGACCUGCUACUUCUGGAAGAAGAAUCAAAAACUAGAAUACAAGUAUUCCAAGCUGGUGAUGAACGCCACGCUCAAGGACUGCGACCUUCCCGCAGCCGACAGCUGUGCCAUCAUGGAAGGGGAGGACGUGGAGGAUGAUCUCAUCUUUACCAGCAAGAAGUCCCUCUUUGGGAAGAUCAAAUCGUUUACCUCCAAGAGAACUGCUGAUGGCUUUGAUUCGGUGCCACUGAAGACAUCCUCAGGGGGUCCGGACAUGGACCUGUGAGAGACUGUGCCCACCCUGAACCAGACCGGCCUCCUCACCUCAGCACGUCACCCUGAGAGCCUGUGGCAACCUGGGUAACCAACACCCUGCGAAGACGUAGCCCAUUGCUGGGAAUCUCUUCAUUGUGGCCUUAACAGAAGGAGUUGGAAUUUCAGAGCUUUGAUUUGUUUUUUGUUUUGUUUUUUUUUAUAUAUAUAUAUAGAAUACCAAAACCCUCCUUUCUGCUUGCCUCAACCCUCCAAAUACACCAACAACAUUGUUUCUA
Ochotona curzoniae (black-lipped pika) is the source of this 3307-nucleotide messenger RNA. It is a transcript of the gene ELAPOR1, whose product is annotated as endosome-lysosome associated apoptosis and autophagy regulator 1. The record is from RefSeq and is a predicted model, not a curated record. Bases 1 to 3042 code for a protein of 1013 amino acids. Lineage: Eukaryota; Metazoa; Chordata; Mammalia; Lagomorpha; Ochotonidae. Gene Ontology annotation, cellular component: lysosome; late endosome; trans-Golgi network. The transcript has 22 exons. Gene Ontology annotation, biological process: positive regulation of vacuole organization; autophagosome assembly.